CGUGUCGCGUCGCUACGGUACACCGAUCGUUUUGGAAUUUUCGGAGAGAGAAAGAAAGAAAGAGAAAGAGUGUGUGAACGGCGCCACUGCCCAAGUGCUCAGUUGCCCAGUUGCCCACUGCGGUGGCGGGAGUGCUGGGACUGGCUGGGACUCGGAUCUCGGAUCUCGGACAUGUGGAGUUGAGGAGUUGUGUGGAGUAGUUGGGACACUCGAGACUCGGGAUCUGUCGAAGAGGAGAGAACUUCAGGAGGAGCAAAGACGAGGCGAUCGAGGCUGUUGAAAAACAUCGGGGGAGGGGAAGGGCGAGGAGUGUUCGCGCUUCGUGAGGCACCGCACAUUAAGCACGUACAAAACAAGCGAUGCUCGUCACACCGAACAGAGAGUCUGGCGGCUCGCGCGUUUCUUGGUCGGUUGCCGCAAGUUGCCACUUCGGCGAGGGAGCUUAAUUUGCUCUCGGUCUCAUCUCGUCGUCCUUUCUUCCAGAAAAUACAUUUCAGGUGAUUCUCUUCAUCUUUUCCUGCCGCUUCUGUAGUCGCGGGUCACGGCAAUCACGAGACGCGAGCGAGAGUGCGAGAGACGUGGACAUUAGACAUUCUUCUCGUUCAAUGCCUGCUCCUCCGUGCUAUCUCGACGCUAGCAGGCCGGGGAUGUCGGCACGGGGACGGGUGCUCGCGGGUAUCGCCGUCGUCGAUCGAGCACGAGCAACGCAGUACGUUCCACGAACGUAGCGAACGUACUCGCAUCCUUCUUGGGAGAUGUCUUGCAGCGAUGGUGCGCGACCAUCGAUUACACGUAAAUACGGCACAAAGUCGCCGAAGAAACUGUGCGUGACCAAGAGUGAGAACGGCGACAAGACCACGACGACGAUUAGCUGCGCCGGCCACCGUCAUAACCACUAUCAUCACGGUCAUUAUCGUGGCUUCCUGGAGGGAAUUCCGCAGCCAUCGGUACAUAAACGCAAUCUCCAUAUCGUCUCCUAUCCACUGAUACUGCUGUUCAAUGUGCUGCGCACGCUGUUGUAUCAGCUGUUUGUGGUGUUCAAGUACUUGUACACUUCUACGUCUCAGCUGAUCCAGCGCAGGCAGGCGUCCAAACAGGCCUGUCAAUUGGAGAUUGUCGUAGGGCAAAAGCCAACGGAUAGCCAACGUACGAUUAAUGGUAACAGGAUAGAAGACACAGAGAUCAUGUCGCAAGUGCCUAGACGGCCCAUUGGACCAGGUCCCGGAGACCCGUUGCUAGCCAAGCAGAAGCAUCAUCACCGCAGAGCAUUCGAGUUUAUUAGCAAAGCGCUCAAGAUUGACGAGGAUAACGAAGGACAGAAGGAAAUGGCGAUAGAAUUAUACAAAAAGGGAAUUGGAGAAUUGGAGAAGGGAAUAGCUGUAGAAUGUACUGGUGGAACUGGUGAGGUAUGGGAACACGCACAAAGACUUCAUGACAAGAUGUGUACGAAUCUGGCGAUGGCGAAAGACAGACUCGAUUUCCUUGUGAGUGUGCGUGAGCUGAGAAAGCUGGGUAUCAACCAUGAUAUCAACAAUCGCGCAUCUGGAAAUAAAACGGACAGCGAACAUCCGGGAAAGCAUCUGAGGGCUCGCCGCAACACACACACUUUUCAAACCGCUCGAACUUCACUCAACAUUAAUCACAAUAGAAACACAAACAAUAUACACAUGACAAUUAACGCCAAACAGACUAUGUGUACUCAGAUUCCCAAGUUAAGGCCACGUUCACCAAAAAACAGUUUCGCUCAUACUACUGAAGCAUCCGGCAGGAAACUAUCGGUUCCUGGCAAACGAAUGACAGGAACGCCCCUAAGUAAGAGUCAGACGCUGCCUCGAAGCAUGGGUAGAUCGACGCCUAUUCAAUCUUGUCACAGGACCAUACCUAUCAAACCGUCCUCUACGCCCCCCUCUGUGAAAAGACAGCUGUCUGUGCCGAGCAAUGGUUCACCUGUAAGACGUCCAGGAACUCCCACUACCUCGAACAGUAAUAAAAGCACACCUACCAGAAAAGUUCCCGUUUUAAAAGGCGUGGAUCCAAAACUCGCGCAAGUGAUUCUCGAUGAAAUCUUAGAAGGAGGAGCACCAGUGCAAUGGGAAGACAUCGCUGGUCAAGAGACCGCAAAGCAGGCUUUACAAGAGAUGGUAAUCCUACCGUCACUACGACCCGAAUUAUUUACCGGUCUGCGAACACCCGCGAGAGGAUUGUUACUGUUUGGACCACCAGGAAAUGGAAAGACAUUGUUAGCGCGUGCCGUUGCAACUCAAUGUAACGCAACAUUUUUUUCAAUUUCUGCCGCUAGUCUCACAUCGAAAUAUGUCGGAGAGGGUGAAAAAUUAGUGAGGGCUCUAUUCGCUAUCGCUCGAGAGUUUCAGCCAUCUGUUAUUUUCAUCGAUGAAGUGGAUUCAUUAUUGAGCGAACGAAAGGAUAAUGAACACGAAGCCUCGAGGAGACUAAAAACAGAAUUCUUAGUUGAGUUUGACGGUUUACCGUGCAAUCCAGAAGAGAGAGUGCUCGUUAUGGCUGCUACGAAUAGACCACAGGAAUUAGACGAGGCUGCAUUAAGGCGAUUCACAAAACGUGUGUAUGUCACAUUGCCUGACUUGCAGACGAGGAUUGUCUUACUCCGAAGACUUUUGGCUAAACACAAUGAUCCAUUGACGUUCGACGAGUUGAACGAGAUGGCAGUUCUUACAGAAGGAUAUUCGGGAAGCGAUUUGACUGGAUUAGCUAAAGACGCAGCACUUGGGCCUAUCAGAGAACUGAAUCCAGAUCAAGUGAAAGAAUUGGAUCUCAAUUCCGUUCGUAAUAUCACAAUGCAAGAUUUCCGUGAUUCUUUAAAAAGAAUUCGCAGAUCCGUUUCGCCGGCAAGUUUAGCUGCCUAUGAGAAGUGGAACUUUGACUAUGGAGAUGUGAGUCUUUGAUUUGAGAUAAAGCAUUUGAAUGAAAGGCUCCAGAAAUAAUCGCGUUUUAAUUAAACUUAAUUUUCAAAACAAGACUAGAAACAGUCCAAAGUGUCGGAGUCAUGUAAAAGCGAAUAUUAGCUCAAUAAUACAGUUCUUACAUUUUUAUUCUUACGAACACAAUAUUGGUACUUAGAAAAAAGACAAAAAAAAAUGAGUGGGGGGAGGGGGAGAAGAAGAAGAAGAAGAAGAAGAUAAUGUCCUUCAAAUCCCUAACGUAUUUUCAUCUUGAUGAAAAGUCAUUUCAUAUUCAUUUAAUAUUAUCACAUUUCAUAUUAAACUUGUUGUCCGGUUCUCAUUCUAAUUUAGCAAUCACAUUAAAGCAAUCUUUUGUGAUAAAUAAAACUUAAGUUCAGGGAAUGAUUUAAUGUCAAAUAUAUCUUAAAAAUAUGUUUCUUAUUAAUUUUAAGAAAUCUAAUAUUCCAUGUACUGCGUAUGUCAUUUCCAGUGAUCAAAUGUUUGCAGUUACGUUACUUUUAAUGUGUUACCAGUUUGAUAUUAAAGAAAAACUGUCUUUAUUAUUUACAUUGAUAUUUAUAUAUUCUACUAUCUUCCUUACAGCUCUUUUGUAACACGUUGUAUUUGAAAUCUAUGAUACAAUACUGUUUGUUAUGAUAAUGUGCAUUUAAUAUCAAAGUGGGAAUUAUGUAUUGUCGCGAUUAACGCAUUAAAUAUUUGAAAAUGUGCAUUUAAGGAAGAAUACAUGUGACUUAAUAUAUAAUCUGCAAUUAGAAGGAAUCCUUUUAAGUUGUAAAUAUUUCAAUUAUUAUUAUGUCGUUUAUGAUAAAAUUGAAAGCAAGUUUAACACAAUGACAUAACUCGACUUAUUUUUGCAGCAGUAGAAAAACUUGAUUUGCAAACGGUGCACGUCUAAUCAGAUAAUAAAAAAUAAGACCUAUCAGUGAUUACAUUCAACAAAAAAAAGCAGCUUUGUAAUUGUAAAAUUCUUCAAUGUGAUUGGUUCUUGCUCUUAUGUCCUGUUGAAUCUAGAUGUAUAAACCAAUCAUAAAAAAAUCUUACAACAGUUGCAAAGCUGCUUUUUUGCUGAAUGUAGUCAUUGUCACAUACAAAAAGAAAAUAAUUAUUUAUAAUAUUCAUGCGACAUAGUAGAACAUACAAAUAUACAAACAUGUAUCUCUGCAACAUCCAAAAUCGAGUGAAAACAUUCAAUAAAUUUCGCCGAUUUUGUACUGUGCCUAUAAGUAACUCUUCAAGUUAAGUUGCGAAUAUUAACUGUUACGUUUGACUAUUUUCAAGAUUUGUUUAAUAUUUAUUAAUAUAUCAAUACGUUAGGAAUGACUAUAAUGCAUGGAAUUACGCGUGCAG
This is a messenger RNA of Monomorium pharaonis (pharaoh ant), 4286 nucleotides long. It is a transcript of the gene spas, whose product is annotated as spastin. The coding region runs from base 756 to 2921 and encodes 721 amino acids. Lineage: Eukaryota; Metazoa; Arthropoda; Insecta; Hymenoptera; Formicidae. The transcript has 7 exons. The record is from RefSeq and is a predicted model, not a curated record. Gene Ontology annotation, cellular component: microtubule cytoskeleton. Gene Ontology annotation, molecular function: microtubule severing ATPase activity; ATP binding; ATP hydrolysis activity.